CCACCUGCUGGAUAAUCACAGUUGCGUCCCUUUCAUUUACGUAACGCCCGACCAAUCAAAAUGCUCGUACUAUUGAACAAUGAACUGAGAAAAUGGCCGCGCCCUUUCAGCAACAAGAAAUUGUGUGCAACAAAUUUAAAAUACAACAGCUUAGGUCGACACAGAUACGAGCAAUCAGUUCAGUUAAUGAAGGGAAAGACGUUUUUGUCGGGACAAGAACUGGGAGCGGAAAAUCGUUGGCUUAUGAAAGUUAUCCACUGUUAAACGAAGGGAAAAUUGUGCUUGUGGUUGCGCCUCUUGUUAGUAUCAUGGACGAACAGUGUCGUCGUCUCAAUGAACUAGGAUUUAAGGCCACGUAUAUCGGCAAGAGCAACGGCGACAACGAUGCUAUUUUAGCUGGACAUUUUGAUUUCAUAUUUGGCAGCGCGGAACAGUUAGUGGAAGACACAACAUGGCGAGCUAUGCUAACAACUGAACCCUACCAAAGCAAACUUGGUCUUAUAGUUGUAGAUGAAGCACAUACCGUAAUAAAGUGGGGCCAAGGUACAGACAAGGAAGGACCUUUUCGAGGUAGUUUCUCGAGGAUUGGAGAAUUAAGGUCCCUGUGCAACAAGGUUCAGAUCCUUGCUCUGACUGCAACUGCAGGACCAACAGAAAGAAGAAGAAUCAUGAAGAGUCUAUGCUUCAGAUCAGAAUCAGACAUUGUUGUCGAUUCUCCAGACAGACCGAACAUAAAGAUCACCACCAUCUGUAUCCCUAACAAUGAUGAUCUUUCAAAUGUGUUCAAAUUCUUGAUUGAUGACUUUCAAAGAAAAACAAUAGCGUUUCCCAGGCAUGUGAUCUUUUGUGAAAGCAUAGCAAAUGUUUCUAAGGUGUAUUUAACUUUUCUUAAACAUGUUGGACAGCUGCGUAAUCAUUUUGAAAUGUACCAUAGCAAAACAAAUGAUAAAAUCAAGGAACAAAUUAGAAAAGACAUGUCAGAAAGUGGUAAUAUCAGAGUUCUGAUUUGUACUAAUUCGGCUGGUAUGGGGGUGAAUUUUCAUGAUGUGAACAACAUUAUCCACUAUGGCUUGCCAAGAGAAAUGGACACUUUUGUGCAGCAAAUGGGUCGAGCUGGUCGCGAUGGAGGAUACAGCAAUGAACUUGUUUUGUAUAAGCUGCACAAAGGACAUCUAGGUAGAGUGGAGGGUGAACUAGUAAAACUUGUAAAAGAUGAUGUCACAUGCAGGCAUAAAACACUGUGUGAUUCAUACGUGACUGCACAUGCACCUAUUACACCUAAACAUAAAUGUUGUGAUGUUUGUGAGAAACAAUGCGAUUGUGGUGAGGAAUCCUGCCCCGACAUCCAUAAAGUGUUCACAGUUCAUGACGAUAUCGAGGAUGAAGAUGUUGAAAUGGAGAGAGAUGUGACAGAUGAAGACAAGAAAAUACUGAAACAUAAACUUUCUGUGUUAAAGUAUUCACUUGAAUCGGAUCUAAGCAACAUUGUGAUGAAAUCAGAAAUU
Messenger RNA from Pecten maximus, 1505 nucleotides. RefSeq names its product ATP-dependent DNA helicase Q-like SIM. NCBI's taxonomy places the organism in Eukaryota, Metazoa, Mollusca, Bivalvia, Pectinida, Pectinidae. Gene Ontology annotation, cellular component: cytoplasm; chromosome; nucleus. Gene Ontology annotation, biological process: telomere maintenance; double-strand break repair via homologous recombination. Gene Ontology annotation, molecular function: nucleic acid binding; 3'-5' DNA helicase activity; four-way junction helicase activity. The record is from RefSeq and is a predicted model, not a curated record. The annotation marks the transcript as partial. The transcript is spliced from 2 exons.